This is a messenger RNA of Sorex araneus (European shrew), 2390 nucleotides long. RefSeq names its product olfactory receptor 10AC1-like. Gene Ontology annotation, molecular function: olfactory receptor activity; G protein-coupled receptor activity. The record is from RefSeq and is a predicted model, not a curated record. Gene Ontology annotation, biological process: G protein-coupled receptor signaling pathway. The transcript has 2 exons. The coding region runs from base 236 to 1180 and encodes 314 amino acids. Gene Ontology annotation, cellular component: membrane. Lineage: Eukaryota; Metazoa; Chordata; Mammalia; Eulipotyphla; Soricidae.
CGGCCAACACUGCUAAUCAGAAUCUGCAGGCGCUCCGCUACAAGUUCCACCGCACACUGCUUCUCUCUCUCUCUGUCUUUUCAUCUUCCAAACCCUCUUUCUCAUCGACAGUGCCCACCCCAAAGCCAAGUCUCCUGAUUUCUGUGUGGCCCAUGAUUCUUCGAAUCUUCUCUUCUCUCUAGCCAUCUCCAAGCACUCUAGUCACAUCAAAGCAGGUGCCCCCGGCUGGCGGGGCAUGGACAGCCCCAGCAAUGCCACCUCCCCGUGCGGCUUUCUCCUCCAGGGCUUCUCGGAGUUCCCGCACCUGCGGCCGGCGCUGUUCCUGCUGCUGCUGGGCGUGCACCUGGCCACGCUGGGCGGGAACCUGCUCAUCCUGGUGGCCGUGACCUCGGCGCCCAACCCGCCGCCCAUGCUGCUCUUCCUGUGCCAGCUGGCGGCCAUCGAGUUCUGCUACUCGCUGGUGGUGGUGCCCCGCUCGCUGGCCGACCUGGCGGCGCCCCUGCGGGGCCCGGGCAGCCCCAUCUCCUAUCUGGGCUGCGCCGUGCAGAUGCAGAUGUUCGUGGCGCUGGGCGGCACCGAGUGCUUCCUGCUGGCCGCGAUGGCCUACGACCGCUACGUGGCCAUCUGCCACCCGCUGCGCUACCCGGCGCUGGUGACGCCGGGGCUGUGCGGGCGCAUGGCGCUGGCCUGCUGCCUGGGGGGGCUGGCCGUGUCGGUGGGGCUCACGGUGGCCGUCUUCCACCUGCCCUUCUGCGGCUCGUGCCUGCUGGUGCACUUCUUCUGCGACAUCACGGCGCUGCUGCACCUGGCGUGCACGCGCAGCUACGCGGACGAGCUGCCGCUGCUGGGCGCCUGCCUGGUGCUGCUGCUGCUGCCCUCGGCGCUCAUCCUCACGUCGUACGGGGCCAUCGCGGGCGCGCUGCGCCGCCUGCACUCGCCCGAGGGCCGCAGCAAGGCCGCCUCCACCUGCGCCUCGCACCUGGCCGUCACCUUCCUGCACUACGGCUGCGCCACCUACAUGUACGUGCGCCCCAAGGCGGCCUACACCCCGCAGCGGGACCGCGUCCUGGCGCUCGUCUACACCAACGUCACGCCGCUGCUCUACCCGCUCAUCUACAGCCUGCGCAACCGCGAGAUCACCUCGGCCAUCGGCAGGGUGCUGGGGCGCCGCCGGGCCUAGGGUGACCCCCGAGUGGACGCCCCGGGGUGGGGGGGGACAGCGGGCCCGAGGCUGCGGCCCUGUGGCCAACGGGGGUGGGGGGGUCCCCGCACCCGGGACGCCACCAGGGGGAGCGCGAGGAACACGGGUUCUGGAAACGUCCGUGCACAAGCCAGGCUCCCGCGGGCGCCCCUUCUUUGCACCCUCCCCGAAAGGGUGGUCCUGGAGGAUGCGGGUCCAGGCAUUCCCUGGAGGGACCGCUCUCCCCGAGCUGGGGUCUGCGGCGAGGGUGGGCUUGCAAUCGGAAGGACGCCCCCACCCCCAGCCCCCGCCCCCGGGAAAGGAAGGCCGGGUCUGAGUAAACAAACGGCUGGAUGGACUCACUCCCAAGUGCUGCUUUUUGAAGGGAGAGGGGGAUGCCCGGGGCCAGGCGGAGCUGGCAGGAGAGAGGGGUCAGCAGGAUGAAGAGGGCAAAGAACGCCGGAAGCGGAAGUGAAUAAAAGAGCUGGGGGAAGGGGGGUCCGAUAUUGGGAAGGUCCCUGUAAACAUCACCCAAGGUUUCUCCAUCCCCCAAAUGAUUUACUGGGGAUCAGGAUUAAAAGAACAUUUUGUUUAUUUUGUUUGGAGCCACACCCAGCAGUCCUGGGGGCUGCUCCUGACUCUGCACUCAGGCAUCACUGCUGGCGGGCUUGGGCGGGGUGGGGGCCCAUCGGGGGUGCUGGGGGUCAGAUCCAGGCCGGCCACAUGCCAGGCAAAUGCCCUGCCUGCUACACGAUCACUCCAGCCCCCAAGAAGGAAAAGAACAUUUGGCGAGAUGAGCUUGCUCUGAUCAGUAUUAUCGGGAGAAGUCAGCUAGUAUGAACUGCCCAGGGGUUGGCAUGGUUUUCUCAGGACUUGGCUUAAUCAAGGACUGUGAACUUGGGUUCUUCCUAUGUGAACGCAGAGAGCGGCGCUCAGGUCCGCUUCGCAAGAGCUGUGAAAGCGUCCUGUCCCGCUGGUGUCCUGGGCCCACCCGCUGCAGCAAGGGCCCCCAGACACGCACCGCUUAGUUUCAUGCUCUCUAAUCUUGUCCCAAAGAUGUUCGGUACUGAGUGAAGUUCCGCAAUAAACGCCACUGCCGGAAGGAACACCAGUGUGCCGUGCCUCAUCCCGGGAACUGGGCCAGAUGUUGAGGGAGAGAACAGCAGGGCUCCGUGGUGGCAUGUGGGUCUGAGCUCGGCUCGCUGGUCUC